UUGUAUAAUUGCUGGCCCUCAUUUUAUCCUCACAGAUAUUCCUGUCGCUUUCCAGCUGAGACAAUUGUUUUAAGGAGAACAUGUAGAGCACUAGGGCUUUGUUUCUUGGAAGAAGCUCAUAGAUCUUUCUUUUUGAAUGGUCUCUGAAUCUUAGUACCCAGUAGAUGCACACAGAACUUUUGGUUUAGCCACGCCUAAACUUUUGUUCUGGAUCAAAGGUGGAAAUUUUUGUCCAAAACCAUUUGAAUAAUGGGAAAAAAAAAAAAAAAAAAAACCUGAUUUCAAUCAAGUGGUUGAACCGAAAUGCCGCCCUUUGACAGAAGUCAGUAGUGGUUUAAUCACAGAUAUUUUGUGUUUGUAGGAAAGAAUGUGUGAGUGUAAAAUGUAAUAGAUUGCUUUUGUUGCUGUUUGAAAAGCACAUCCAGUUGCACACUUAAUUAUAAGACACCAUGGGAGCCUCCAGUGGUCCAAGGCUUUCUGGAAUGCAGAAGCAAGUACUUGGUCUGUACAGAGAGUUUUUGCGAGCAGCUCGUUCCAAAUCUGCUGAAGAUCGACUUAAGAUUGAAUCAUUUGUGUCAGCUGAGUUCCACCGUAAUUCCAAGCAAGUAGACCGCAAAAAUUUCAUCUACAUCGAAUACUUACUUCGCCUUGGUAAGAAACAGCUUGACCAGCUCAAGAGCCCUGAUACUGUAAGGUUGUCAUCGUUGGAUAUCAGUGUCUCUGAAACCAUUAAUAAUAAGCCUUGAACUAUGACUUAUUUUUCUAUUUAUUUCUGAUUUGAUUGUUGUCCUGUUUUGAGCUGGAAUUUUUCUGAUUCAUUAGUUAAAUGAAUAUUGGAGGAAAAAUAAAUCUUGAAGGGUAACAUAGAUGAUUACGUCAAGCUUAUAUGUCCAA
Molecule: messenger RNA, 894 nt
Organism: Alnus glutinosa
Lineage: Eukaryota; Viridiplantae; Streptophyta; Magnoliopsida; Fagales; Betulaceae
Product: succinate dehydrogenase assembly factor 1, mitochondrial
Exons: 2
Coding region: 450-746 (98 amino acids)
Biological process (GO): mitochondrial respiratory chain complex II assembly
Cellular component (GO): mitochondrion
Source: RefSeq, a predicted model, not a curated record